AUGGCAGCGGCUGGCCUAAUUGACCCGACAAAGACGGGCAACUAUCCCGUCAUCUUGGGCGAUGCACUCUUGGGCAAAACCUCCAACGAGAUCUUUACCGGAAUAAAAUACAAUCACAAGCCUACGCUCUCGUCAGACGCAGCCCCGAAUGCCGCUCGUCUAAAACCCUCUGUCCCUGGCAAGACCACAUCAUACGACCUCUCAUACACCGAUAACGACGAAAAGUACGCUUUCACAGGCACGAGAAAUACAGACAGUGGCCAAUAUGUCCUCUACUUUGACCCCAGCCGUGAGGCCUUUAUCCUCGAUCUCGUCGAUUCCACCUUCAACAUGAACGUAACCCGACUGCCCGGCAAUACGGAUCCCGAUAGUCUCCGUCGACAGUAUCCUCACAUCGAUAGCAACUCCAAUGGUGCAUCAAAAGCCAUCAAGGCUGAACCCAAGACCGCCAACGCAGACAAGCCCGCCCCCAAGCCACGUGCCAAACCCUCCACCCAAAAGAAAGAGGUCAAGCGCAAACCUGAAAAGAAGCAGGCUCCCAAGAAUAUCGCGCUCUCGCUCCCCGUACCCCUGCCUGCGCAACCAGAGAAACCUGUGGAGCCCAAGAAACGUACGCCGGCCCCCGAAGAAGAGGAAGAAGAGGAUGAAGAUGACGACGGUGGUCUUCUGGUGGAGUACCCGGGCGCCGACACUGGCACAACGCGCAGGACCGAUUUCUCACCCGCCUUUCCUUCUGUCCGUCGCUUUGACGAGUUUAUGGAUCAGCGUGAGUCUGAAGGCGACGACGCCGAUGGCGAGUCUGAUGACGAUCCGGACUUCGAGUUCAAGCUGCCCAGCCCAGUUAACAACCGCACCCAACAUGAAAAUGGCCCCGACCCUAUGGAUAUCGAUGGAGUAGAAGAGGAAGAAGCAGAACCCGAAGUCGACUUGGCCAAAGAGCUCGAAGAUGCGUUUGAAAACUUUGAAAACAGCCAGCAGGAGAGCCCUGACGGUGAUGAGAGUGAGAUCAGCGAGGAGGACUAG
This is a messenger RNA of Fusarium sp. VM40, 1023 nucleotides long. Lineage: Eukaryota; Fungi; Ascomycota; Sordariomycetes; Hypocreales; Nectriaceae. The record is from the annotation of a GenBank genome assembly.